UGCCGCUUCGCGUUCCGGGCCCGCGGCCCUAGCAACUCCAUGUCGAGUCCGCCUGACUUGGCGGCGGCGUCGCCGUCGCCGCCGGUGGUGCGCCGCACGCCGCCCGCCGAUCGCGCCCCGCGGCCCGUGUCGUACCCCCAGAGCCGCCCCCAGCCCGCCGCGCUCGCCAAGCGCAACUCGGACCCCGCGCCCGCCGCCGCCAGGGCGCCCCGCACCCAGGUCAAGCCCUUCACCAAGGAGUCGCUCGAGCGGCUCGAGCGGAAGACGGUGCAGCUGGUGCGCGAGUACGGCUUCCAGCCGAGGAGGAAGCUGAGCGUGGAGGACGGCUCCAGGCUGCCGGCCAAGUUCGAGCCCUUCCCGCAGAAGCUGUACGGGAGGCCGCUGGAGGAGAUUGACAACUUCAUUUAUGACGAGACCUUCUGCGUGGUCUCCAAGAGGUUUCGCAAGAACUACAUCCACCGUUUCACAGCCACCAGUUCGUUCUUCUUCUUCAGUCCGUUUAGUUCGAUUAGGAAAGCGUGUAUAUACCUGUGCACCAACCAGUUUUUCGACUAUUUAGUUAUGGCUACUAUUUUGCUCAACUGCGUCUUCCUUGCCAUGGCGGAAACUAUCGAAGAAGCCGAGUAUAUUUUUUUAGCCAUAUACACGGCUGAAAUGAUAAUAAAGAGCAUCGCUAAGGGUUUUAUACUAAACAAGUACACAUAUCUAAGGAAUCCGUGGAAUUGGCUGGACUUCGUCGUCAUCACCAGCGGGUACGCCACCAUCGGCAUGGAAGUGGGGAACCUCGCAGGGCUGCGGACGUUUCGCGUCCUGCGCGCCCUCAAGACCAUCUCGAUCCUCCCAGGUCUCAAAACCAUCAUCAACGCUUUGCUCCAUUCCUUCAAACAGCUCGCUGAAGUCAUGACGUUAACCAUUUUCUGUUUGAUGGUGUUCGCAUUAUUCGCCCUGCAGGUCUACAAGGGGGAACUCCGCAACAAGUGCGUCCUCAAAAUGGAGGACCACAACGCCAGCUACGAAACUUGGUUCAACUGGACAAGCGACCCCAACAACUGGAUCGUCCGCAACGAAACCGGCGAGCCGCUGCUCUGCGGCAACGUGACGGGCUCGAGACACUGCCCCUCGACGCACACGUGCAUCUGCGUUGGCGAGAACCCCAACCACGGAUACACGAGCUUCGAUAACUUCCUAUGGUCGAUGCUCACCACCUUUCAGCUCAUCACGCUCGACUAUUGGGAGAACGUUUACAAUAUGGUGCUGUCAUCGUGUGGUCCAAUAAGUGUAUCGUUUUUUACAGUGGUAGUUUUUUUCGGUUCGUUUUACCUUAUUAACCUAAUGUUGGCUGUGGUAGCGCUAAGUUACGAAGAGGAAGCGGAAAUUACGCAAGAGGAACGCAAAAAAGAGCUCGUGGAUCACCGCGAAGACUCCACGUUCAGCUUCGACCCCUCAGUCUUAAACGUGAAGAAACUGUCGAAGCACAAAAUCAAAAAAAUCGACGCCCGCAAGGGCGUCCUCCUGUCGUCGUACACCCGCAAGAAAACGCGCCGGAGAAAGCGGAACCGGAGCACCAACAACCCGAACAAGUCACCCAGCUCGGCCGCCGUGGACGCCGCCAACGCCAAGGAGGAGGCCAAGGACUCGGCGAAGACGUCGCCGAAGACGGGCAGCCGGUCGGUGACGCCGAGCCCCAGCCCCAGUCCGCGGCACAGCCGGAGUUCGCCGCGGCCGCAGAUGCUGCCGCUGCCGCUGCCGCCGCCGAAGCACGUGCAGCUGGCGGGCGCCACGCUGCACCCCUCCAACAUGCUAGGUGAGUGGCGGGUUCGCUCAGGCGGCACUUGUGACGCGAAGUUCGCAGCUCCCGCGAGGCCGGGGCUGAGCAGCCGGCAGGCCAGCAGCAACAGCGGGGAAGGCAACAACCGGGAGUCGUCCCUGGACGACUCGGGGGUGGUGGACGACCACGAGACGGAGGGGGACGCGACGUCGGAGGACGUGGCGUCGCACGUACCGCAGCCGCCGCCUCGGCAAAGGAUAGAGGUGACACCUGUUACGGUAGCGCUGAGCCCGAAGGAGAUCAAAGUAAUCAAGUGCAAUGGCGUCGGUAGCUGUAAGAAGAAGAAGCACAUGUACACGCUGCCGCCGGACUACCUAUCACACAUCGUGGUCAUCGACGACCAGAUUCCGGACCGGAAUUGUAACGGCUGCGAGCAGUGCUGUGUGGACUACGAUGGAUGGCUGCAGUUCCAGCAGGCCUUGUACCGGAUAGUCCGCGAUCCCCUCUUCGAGCUCGCUAUAACGGUGUGCAUCGUGCUCAACACCAUGUUCCUAGCCAUGGAGCACCACGGCAUGAGCGAGGAAAUGCUCAAGGCCCUAGAUAUAGGCAAUAAAGUUUUUACUUCCAUUUUUACGUUCGAGUGUUGCCUGAAGCUGAUGGCGCUCAGCAAGGAGUUUUUUUACUGCGGCUGGAACAUCUUCGACUUGAUCAUCGUCUCGGCCAGCGUGCUGGACCUCAUUUUCGAGCUGGUGGACGGGCUGUCGGUGCUGCGGGGGCUGCGCCUGUUGAGGGUCCUGAAACUGGCGCAGUCAUGGAUCACGAUGAAAGUUUUGCUCAGCAUUAUAAUUAGCACGAUAGGGGCUUUGGGGAAUCUUACUUUCGUUCUCGUUAUCGUCAUUUAUAUUUUCGCCGUGAUAGGGAUGCAACUGUUCUCGAAAGACUACACCCAGGAUAAGUUCUACCCCGAUCCCGUUCCUAGAUGGAAUUUCACCGACUUUUUUCACUCGUUUAUGAUGAUCUUUCGCAUUCUGUGCGGUGAAUGGAUCGAGCCUUUGUGGGACUGCAUGCGAGCCGAGAGUACUGAGGGUCCCGGGACGUGUCUAGCCAUCUUCCUUCCGACCCUCGUAAUGGGCAACUUUAUGGUCCUCAACUUGUUCUUGGCGUUGUUACUCAACAGCUUCAAUUCCGAAGAGCUCAAGACGAGAAAAGAGGAAGUCGGCGAUGCGUCGAAACUAGCUCAGAGUUUUGAAAGGAUCCGCGACCUGGUGCGAAAAAGGCGCCAGCAGCGCAUCCAGGAACAAAAACAAAACGAGAACAACUCCCGACUGGAGCAGAUAGUCAGAGAGGUGAUGCAGAGGCGAGCCGAAGAAGAAGCUUUCAAAACAGGCGUGACGACGAAAGCUGUACAACAGACAGUGGUCGGGUUUCCGCGCGACAAGCGCAGCUACCAGGAAGCCAUGAAUCGACCCAUCUCCAUCAUAAGUUACGACCACCCACCGGACUAUCAGACAAUACAAGAAGGGGAAAACGAGGGCAAAUACUCUAAGAGGUAUUCGACGUUGAUUAACGGCAACUCGGAGGAGAGCGACAGCGCUGAGAGAGCGCAACUACUCGAGAACAAAAAGACUGACGUUAGGUUGCUGCAGAACAUGUCGUCGGGCCGGGGGACGACGACUGACAGCAAAGACGACAACACCGAAAGCGUGGAGAUGAAGAACAUCGACAGGGGGACUUCAGCAGACACGGAGCACGACGAAGAGUCCGCCUUGUGUCCUGAUUCCAGCAAGAACUGCAACACCAAGAGCGACCACAACGACGAGGACAGCCAGCAACCGUGGCAGACUCUGGUCUCGUACGUGGACGAGCUGACGGUCGGCGGUCGCCGGAACUCCAAGGGACAGUACAUCGACGGCAUGGGCAGCUUCCCGAUGUUCGGUCACAAGAAGCCGCCGAGGACGCCGCCAAACUGUUUUCCCCAGCAUUGUUACCAGCAGUGUGCUUGUUUCAACGCUUGCAUUAACACCAGAGUGGGCAAGAAAUGGACCAUGGUGCGAACUAUGGUGUUACGCGUGGUGGAUACGCCGAGUUUCGAGUGGUUUAUUCUAGUGCUAAUUUUCGCGUCUAGUGUGACUCUGUGCUUCGAAGACAUUCAUUUGGACGAAAAUCCCGACUUGAAGUCGGUGCUGUACUGGACGAAUCUUGCGUUUUCGGUUAUUUUUAUCAUCGAAAUGUUUUUGAAGUGGAUCGCGUUGGGGUUUCACAAGUAUUUUACCAGCUUCUGGACGCUGCUGGAUUUUUUAAUCGUUUUUGUCUCCCUCUUCAGUCUAUUAAUCGAAGAAAACGAAAAUUUGCGCGUUUUGCGUUCGCUGCGAACCCUUCGUGCCCUUCGACCUUUACGCGCCAUUAGUCGAUGGCAAGGCAUGAGGAUCGUAGUGAAUGCCUUGAUGUACGCAAUACCCAGCAUCUUCAACGUAUUACUAGUGUGUCUAGUCUUUUGGCUGAUUUUCUCCAUCAUGGGUGUACAGUUUUUCCGGGGGAAAUUCUACAAAUGCCUGGACGAAAACGAUGAGCUCGUAACCGUAGAUAUUGUAAAUACACGCCAAGACUGUUUAGAUCGCAACUAUACUUGGAUCAACUCGAAAAUAUCCUUCGAUCACGUAGGGAUAGCGUACCUCGCUUUGUUCCAAGUGGCCACGUUCGAGGGGUGGAUGGAAGUGAUGGCGGACGCCGUCGACGCUCGAGGGGUGGAUCUCCAGCCACAGCGUGAAGCUAACCUCUACGCCUACAUCUACUUCGUUAUUUUCAUAGUGUGCGGUUCUUUUUUUACGUUGAAUCUGUUCAUUGGAGUCAUCAUCGACAACUUCAACAUGUUGAAGAAGAAGUACGAAGGUGGCGUGCUGGAGAUGUUCCUCACCGAGAGCCAGAAGCACUAUUACACGGCCAUGAAGAAACUCGGUCGGAAAAAACCCCAGAAGGUCAUCAAGCGACCCAUGAACCAGUUUCUGGCCAUGUUCUACGACCUGUCGAACUCGCGUAGGUUCGAAAUUGCAAUAUUCGUGUUGAUUUUCCUCAACAUGUUGUCGAUGGGGAUCGAGCAUUACAAUCAGCCCCACGCUGUGUUCUUUAUUUUAGAAGUUAGUAACGCGUUCUUCACUACAGUAUUCGGUUUAGAGGCCAUCGUCAAGAUUAUAGGUCUAAGGUAUCACUACUUCACGGUUCCGUGGAAUGUGUUCGAUUUUUUACUAGUGCUGGCUUCCAUUCUCGGCAUCCUGAUGGAAGACAUCAUGAUUGACUUCCCCGUGUCGCCGACCCUGCUCCGAGUGGUCAGGGUGUUCAGGAUAGGGCGCAUCCUGCGCUUGAUCAAGGCCGCCAAGGGCAUCCGGAAGCUCCUCUUCGCUCUCGUCGUGUCCCUGCCGGCCCUCUUCAACAUCGGCGCCCUCUUGGCCCUCAUCACCUUCAUCUACGCCAUCAUCGGAAUGUUCCUCUUCGGCCACGUCAAGCAGCAGGGCGCCCUCGACGACAUGGUCAACUUCCAAACGUUCGGAAGGUCGAUGCAUCUGCUCUUCAGACUGAUCACCUCGGCGGGAUGGAACGACGUGCUGGAAUCCCUGAUGAUCGAGCCCCCGGACUGCAACCCCACGUUCAGGAACCAGUCGAACGGCGACUGCGGCUACCCCCUCCUGUCCAUCAUCUACUUCACCAGCUUCAUCAUCAUCAACUACAUGAUCGUCAUCAACAUGUACAUAGCUAUUAUCCUCGAGAACUUCAACCAGGCCCACCAGGAGGAAGAGAUCGGGAUCGUCGAGGACGACCUCGAGAUGUUCUACAUACGGUGGAGCAAAUACGAUCCUCACGCUACUCAGUUUAUCCGGUUUUCGCAACUCUCCGACUUCAUCGCUUCUUUAGAUCCUCCCUUAGGCAUUUCGAAACCCAACACGGUAGCGCUAGUGAGCUUCAAUUUGCCCAUCGCCAAGGGCAAUAAGAUACAUUGUUUAGAUAUUCUACACGCGUUAGUUAAGCACGUGCUUGGGCACGUGGAAGAGACUGAUAACUUUAGACAGUUGCAAGAGCAAAUGGAUAUCAAAUUCAAGAAGCAGUUCCCGACUAGGAAGGAACUGGAGAUUGUUUCCUCCACGAGGAUAUGGAAGCGCCAGGAUAAGGCCGCAAGGCUGAUUCAGAAGUCGUUCCGGGAUUACAUCAAGCGCAAGCGCGAGCGCGAGCGCGUCCAGGAGGAGGUGGACGAGAUGACGCAGACGUCGUCGCCGGGCGGUGGCUGGCAGGGCCGCCUGUCCGCUUUCCUUCAUGUCCAUCGAGGGAGUCGCGCCUCUUCUCGCAAGUCCUCUAGGGCCUCUGACGCGAGCGACCUCAGCGAGCUGGGCGGUCCGUGGUUGAACUUGCCGCUGUUGUUGCUCUCGAGCGCCACCAACAUGGACCCAGAGGAGCUGGAUUUGAGCCGCGACGCCGCCGAUGUCCACAUCAAGGUGAGCGAGGCCACGCCGGAGGCGACGACGCCCGCCUCCGACAAGCCGGCGCCGCGCCGCCGCAGCAUCUACAACUUCCCGUUCUUCCUCCGGCACCAGGACGCCGUCGAGACGCCGGACGAGACGGCGUCGCCGCCGCCGGCCAAGCGGUCGUCGGCGCAGUCGCUGCACCCGGCCAUGGCCGAGGAGGCGAAGCCGAAGCGGGGCAGCAUCAUCCGGAGGAAGCGGGUAGGUUCGGUCAAGGCGAGGACGACGGGGGGCGGCGGGGCCGCGGCCGCCCACCGCCCCGACUCGGAGCCGUUAAACAGUGCGGACGUUAGUAUUUUAGUGACGGAGGCCUCGCCAGAAGCACCCAUCCUUAAGCCGCCUCUGCAAAGACAACAGAGCGAGGCGACGGUGGUUCAAGUGUUAGUUCAUAGGGAGAGUGAGGAGUACAAUCAGGACGAUGACGCGGAGGCGGCGCCUAAGAUUGAGGUGACGCCCGGCGACUCGGGGACGGCCGAGGCGGCGGCGGCUGCAGGGCCGGACUGUACGAUUAACGUUAACACCACAGAUAGCUGAUCUGAACUCGCACACACCGAACUAUUGCAAUAAUUUUUAACGUAGGGUUAGGGCGGGGGCGGGACGGACGCCAGCGGGGGCGGGGAUCCUGAAACCGGAAAACAACAAUCUCCACGCGAGUUUUUUUCUUAAUGCAGAGGGUGUUUACUUCGAGCUUGUUUUUUAUUUAUGAAGAUAAAUUGCUGUAAUCUUCUGAUACACUUACGGCGCACAUUCCGGAACAAAUUACAGAAAAUCAAGGAAAAUCGAAAGUCGUUUUAUAUCGGAGAAGAUAAAUUAAGUUAAUGCACUAAAUUUUCAGAAUUUAGCUAAAUUCUCUCUAUGCACAAGAUAAUAAUGAGUUUCAAAUCAAAAAAUAAAAAAUUUUCGUCAUCACAAAUUUCGAAAAUUUCUUAUGCGGACAAUCAAUUUGAGGUUCCAUCGUGGUCUUCCCUAGGUAUGUUUGAGUAUGAUGAGGGAUUCUUUAUGACAUUAAUUGACAAAUGAAUUUAAUUUUAAUUAUGACCAGGAUUAAGAUGAUGAAUUUCCAAUUAAAAAAUCUAGAUUUAUUUUCUAGGGAACUGCAUACAGGAAAUAUGGUAAGCUACACAGCGCGAUGCAAAAAAAGUCGUCUAGAAACCGUUGAAAUUUAAUGUUAAAAAAUUAUGUUGGCAACACUACCGCGUUCCUUGCGGUGCCAACAUUAUCAUUUUAAAAAUAAAUUUCACGGUCUACUAGACGACUUUUUCGAUCAUCUAGGUUUUUUUUUUGUCAGAUUGGAAUCUAGGGUAACGAUUUGUUGAUGUAUAGGAAGGCCAGAUUCAGGCAUGUGUGGGUGAAUGGUGAGUAACGAGGGGUGGGUUUAAUUUGUGGUGGUUUGUUUAAUGGUGAAUUAUCCGAGCUCCACGCGACGUCCGCCUAGCCCCCGCAACUUUUUUAUUUGAAACAAUUAGAAGUUAAUUUUUUAAGGUUAUUGUAAAAAGAAAAUGAUAAAGCGAAUUAAUUCUAAUUCAGAUGCUUUGGGCAUAUUGUACAUAAAAAGAAAAACCAACAAAAAUGCAUUUUUGUAGAUAGCGCAUAAAUCGAGUGAUUUUGAAUUUUUUUGAUCAAACAGUUUGUAUAGCUAAGAAACUUAAUCAAUAACUUAACGUACAGGUUAUUCUUAAGUCAAUUACUUAAACUAUGACUAUAUCUCAACAAGAGACAUCGUACAAUCAGUAGGAAGAAUAGCAUCUAGAUUAAGGGAUAAAUAAAAAAAUAAUUAGCAUGAUAUUUUCGUUGGCGUUAUUUUAUUAAAACUAGACGAGAGUUGAUGUAAAUAUAUGUUGACAAUAUGAUUGUACAUUACUCAAAGGCCUACACAAAAAGACUACAGUUUUGUACGCCUUCGCGGCCCCCAUCGAACCCCUUUUCUUCUCUCAUCACAUAUCAGCCUGUAGAAACAUUCCUUCUGUACAUAGCCGUUGGAUGGGGGCCGAGAACGCACCAACACAUUGUUACGAGAUUUAAAUAGGGUUAACUGCUACUCUCAGUUGUUUAGUGCACCCAGACCCACCGAUUUCAACUCCUCGCACUUUUAGUUGAGACGAAACUUGUUCUUCCUAAAAUUCUUCUUUGACGAAUUCCAAAUUCCGCUUUUGUUCGCUUGACUUGACAAAAUUGAGCUAAUCAGGGGGCCAGACGUGUGCAUUGAAACAGUAGUGUACAUACUGACGUAGAGAAUAACUAGUCUGUCUUUGCUUGGAAAUAAAUUAUAAAUUGUUUACAUGAAUUCUUCUUCCUUAUUACGCAAAGAGGUUUUAUUCAUUGUGAUAUUGUGCAUCUAGAGGGGUCCCCACGGGAGGACAACUCCUCCCGUUGCGACUUUCAUAAAUUGUUACAAAUUGUAUUGUUGCAUUUUAUGAGGCAGAUUUAAAUAAAGUUUAUUGCCAAAAUAUUUAAUAAAUGUAUAUAAUCGCCAAAGUUAUGGGGCUGCGUGCUCGGAAUUGCGUCCCGGCACGCAGCUUUUGCUGUUUUGUUAGCUAUUUAUAUUGCUAGUGAUAACGUUUACCUAGAUUGCCUUCAUCAGAUAUUUUAAA
Molecule: messenger RNA, 8867 nt
Organism: Zophobas morio
Lineage: Eukaryota; Metazoa; Arthropoda; Insecta; Coleoptera; Tenebrionidae
Gene: NaCP60E
Product: Na channel protein 60E
Exons: 26
Coding region: 40-6810 (2256 amino acids)
Biological process (GO): membrane depolarization during action potential; neuronal action potential; sodium ion transmembrane transport
Cellular component (GO): voltage-gated sodium channel complex; plasma membrane
Molecular function (GO): protein binding; voltage-gated sodium channel activity
Source: RefSeq, a predicted model, not a curated record